Molecule: messenger RNA, 3814 nt
Organism: Capra hircus (goat)
Lineage: Eukaryota; Metazoa; Chordata; Mammalia; Artiodactyla; Bovidae
Gene: SPATS2
Product: spermatogenesis associated serine rich 2
Exons: 13
Coding region: 343-1983 (546 amino acids)
Cellular component (GO): cytoplasm
Molecular function (GO): protein binding
Source: RefSeq, a predicted model, not a curated record
CGGCGGCGGAGGAGCUCCUUUCCUCUUCUCAGACCCCAGAGCGUCCGGGACGCAGAGCCGGAACUGGGGAACGCGGCGACUGCGGGGGUCCGGGAGAGAAUCUCCCUGGAAAAAGAGACAUGAAUGUCUGCAAUGAUUUUUCUUGACACGAAUUUGAUAUGAGAGAAGAAAAAGAGAUCGACGGCUAGUGAACAGGUUUCAAAUAACCAGGAUUUUGUGUUUAUCACCUCCAACUACAGCCUUUGGUGGCCUCCUUUUAAAUCAAAGAUAACUACAGUCAGAACCAAGACAAGGCAAAAUAAUACUUCUCUUCUGCAUUUUUUGAGAUUAAAGAAACCUGCAAUGUCUAGGAAACAAAACCAGAAGGAUUCAUCAGGAUUCAUUUUUGAUUUGCAGUCCAAUACUGUACUGGCCCAAGGAGGAGCUUUUGAAAACAUGAAAGAAAAGAUAAAUGCAGUGCGCGCAAUAGUUCCCAAUAAGAGUAACAAUGAAAUUAUCCUGGUUUUGCAACACUUUGAUAAUUGUGUGGACAAAACAGUACAAGCAUUCAUGGAAGGUAGUGCCAGUGAAGUACUCAAAGAAUGGACAGUAACAGGCAAGAAAAAGAACAAAAAGAAGAAAAGCAAGCCAAAACCUGCAGCAGAACCAAGUAACAGUAUCCCAGAUUCCAAUAAGUCGGUUUCCACUCAAGAGGAACAAUCUGCGCCCUCCUCAGAGAAAGGUGGUAUUAAUGGUUAUCAUGUCAACGGUGCCAUCAAUGAUACUGAGUCUGUGGACUCACUCAGUGAAGGUAUGGAGACACUUUCAAUAGAAGCCAGAGAACUGGAGGAUCCUGAGUCUGCCACAUCAGAAAUGCUCAAUAGAACAGGAUCCAUGCUGGAGAAUGGUGUCUCUGAUUUCGAGUCCAGAUCUUUGACUAUGCACUCUACUCAGAAUUCUCAACAAAACAGGAAUGCUGCCAAGUCUCUCUCAAGAACUACUGUAGGACCUCAGCUUUCAAAUCUAAGCAUGGAAGAUGUUCCCCUCUCUUCCACCAAUAAAAAGCUUGGUUCUAAUAUUGAAAAAUCUGUGAAAGACCUCCAGCGCUGCACAGUGUCUCUUGCACGAUAUCGAGUUGUAGUUAAAGAAGAGAUGGAUGCUUCUAUUAAGAAAAUGAAACAAGCUUUUGCCGAAUUGCAGAGCUGUUUAAUGGAUCGGGAAGUGGCGUUGCUUGCUGAAAUGGACAAAGUGAAAGCUGAAGCAAUGGAAAUUUUGCUUAGCCGUCAAAAGAAAGCCGAACUUCUAAAGAAAAUGACUGAUGUGGCUGUUCGGAUGUCAGAAGAGCAGUUGGUCGAGCUCAGAGCUGAUAUCAAGCACUUUGUUAGUGAACGUAAAUAUGAUGAGGAUCUGGGACGAGUGGCCCGAUUCACCUGUGAUGUAGAGACCCUGAAGAAGAACAUUGAUUCGUUUGGACAAGUGUCCCAUCCAAAGAACAGCUAUUCGACCCGGUCCCGAUGUAGCUUGGUCGCAUCUGUGUCUUUGGGUAGCCCGUGUGACGCCUCUGCUGCUGCUGCUUCCACCUGCGCCUCUGCUCCCAGCCUUACAAGUGCUAACAAGAAGAACUCGGCACCGGGGGAGACGCCUGCAACCACAGCAAACUCCGGUGGCCGAUCCUACCAGCCUCACCGAGAGGUAUUGCCAGGAAACAGACGAGGAGGACAAGGCUACAGGCCACAAGGCCCAAAGUCCAGUGACCCCACUAACCAAGGGCGCCACGACAGUGUGGGUCGUUACAGAAAUACCUCCUGGUAUUCAUCUGGUUCCAGGUACCAGAGUGCUCCAUCCCAGGCACCAGGAGACACUAGUGAACGGAGCCAGGCUCACUCUGCAGGGACGAACGGGACCGGAGCCAGCAUGGAGCCCGGCCCACCCAAGCCCUCGUUCAGGAAGGGGCUCCCCCAGCGCAAACCUAGGACCUCUCAGCCUGAAGUUGUGAACUCCUGAGGAAGAUUCCAGCUGGUCUCUCUCUUCUUUCCCACACAAUUCAACUUGGUAACUGGACUUUAGGAAACCUAUAGUUAGAUGUAAUAACAAAAAGAAGUUUACCCAUAUCACUUUUUAUGCCAUUCUAAAUAUUUUGGUUUCUUCUCUCCUCGUUUCCUCUUUACCGUUUUUGGAAGGGAAGCUGUUUUUUUUCUUUUUUUUUUCCCUUGACCUUUUCCAGUGAGAUGGAUUGAUUCUGAUUGGUCAUUUCCACCAGAAAUCACAGGCAACUGUUGCCAGGUUUCCCAAGGGUAAGCAGUGUUCUUCCUGGGGCUCCAGGCCUUCCAGAGGCCUGAAGAAGCCUUCCUCAGCCAGCCCGACUGUCCAGGCGUUCAGAAGGAGAUGGAUCACGGCUGGUCUUGCUGCCUUUCUGUCGCAGCAGGAGCCGCACAUGCCUGUUGGGUUCCCUGUAAACAACAGCGAGAGCAGGAGAGGCAGCGAGGGGGUUGUGUACAGCUCUGAAUUGGCCAGAAAAGGGGGAAUUGAAUAGGUGAAAAUGGAAGGACCUUGGGACAUGUUUGAGACUCUGCCUGUGCUCCUAAACUGUGCCUGAGCCUGACACUCAGCAGUUUUAGUCUCUUGCUUGGCACCAUGGGUUAACCUGCGGUUUCUUCCAUAUGCCCAAGCCUUGUUUUCUAUUACCUUAGGCUGCAAACCAGUCUAGGGAAGUCUAUGGGAAGGUAGCAUUAAUUAAAGGGAAAAAAGUAUUUCUUCAUUUCAGUGUUUGAAGAUUUUUGUUGCUAUUGUUCUCCCUCUUUCCUGAUUCCCAUUCUGACCCUGAACCAAAUUUAUAGCAAUAUAAUUAGUGUUAAUCUAAGGUGUCAACCAUCCAAAAAUUGCUGCAGUCAGUCUUUAGAGUUGAAUAAAUAAAAACAAAUGCAUAAAUAUUCCCACAUUUGUUUCACCGCAGGAAGCGACUUCAUUUCAUUACUGUAUUUCUCUGGGCCUUAUGGGAUAGAAGUCACUCAGACAGCUUGUUUGGGGCUUCAGUGAGGGUAUCCAGUUCCUCAGUCAUUUGUCCACUGCUUUAGCUUCAGAACCAAAUUAAAUACAAAAGUCAGGGUGAGCAGAUGCAGCUAUUUCUCUUGGGAAGAGGUCUGUAGGAGACGGAAGGGUAACUUUCCAAAGGAGAACCUACCAGCUCUGAAAAAUCAACUGCCAGUAGCUCCAGCAGAGGCUCUGUCUGCACCCCUGUCCUCCACCCUGUCCCCUCACAGGAAUAGCGGGUGUCACUACGUAAUCAGGUUCCUGCACGUGGCAGGUGGUGCCGGUGUCAGACUGCCGCCCCAUAGCCGCCCCAGCCUCUAUGAUUUAAUCACAGCAGAGCUUUUUCUUCUCAGGGUCUGUUCUCCCAAGUCUGCCACCCAGGCUGUAAGUGGCAGUGGUGCAGAACCUAGCUGCCUCGGGGCUUCCCCUGGCCCUUUGGCUGAAGCUGAACUGCCAGGGUUCAGGUUGGUUGCACAGAUUGAGAGAGAAAGAGUGUGUGUGUGUGUCUUUCAAUAAAGAAAACAGUAGUCAAGGAAUACUGGGAAGCCAUUUUCUAAGGGGCUGGCUACCUCAUUUGGGGGAAUUUAUCCAACAACACCAUCUGCCUGCUGUUAUUUAGGGAAAAAGUCCUGCUUCUUUGAUUAAUUGGUCACCUACACUUCAUAGGAAAUUCAGAGAUUGAAGUGGCCUUGAAGGAUUAUGAGGUCUAUCCCUGUAUCCAGGCAAGACUGUAUUUAACCACCUAAACAGAUGGGAAGCCACAUGUUUGUCAAAACUGCCUUCAAGUUGAAAUUAAAAUCUUAUA